This is a messenger RNA of Nerophis ophidion (straightnose pipefish), 1863 nucleotides long. RefSeq names its product KIAA1143 ortholog. Lineage: Eukaryota; Metazoa; Chordata; Actinopteri; Syngnathiformes; Syngnathidae. The coding region runs from base 119 to 601 and encodes 160 amino acids. The record is from RefSeq and is a predicted model, not a curated record. The transcript is spliced from 3 exons.
UUCGACCAAUCGCAGCAGCUCUUGUGAUGACGUAGAAAGUCGGUAAUGGCGGACACUCUCUUCGAAACAAACAAAGCCAAAAUAGGAGAAUAAGCCGACAUUCCUCAUUUUCGUCGCUAUGAGCAAGAACAAGGCCGGCGGUGUGUCAUGGGUGAAACCGGAGGAGCCGUCUUUUCUCAAGAAGUUUAAAAGCGAUGUUGGUUUCAAAGAAGGACCGACUGUUGACACAAAGCGUCUGGUUGCGCCGACGCCAGAAGACGACAGUGGCGGCAGCGAUCGGGAGGAUGAAUCGCCUCAAGUGGUGGUCCUCCAAGAGGGAGACCUGACCUCCGAGGAAGUGCAACACCUGAAGGAAGGCGUGCAAGCGAAGGAAGCUGUGGAGAAAAACGACGAGGCCCCUGCUGAUGGGAAAAUCCUCUUCAAGAAGCCGGCCAAGCGGUCCUCGGCAGACAAAUUCCAAGGAAUCACCGCCAGCUCGCGCAAAAAGAAGCGUGAUGACGUGUCGAGAGAAGACAAGAAGGAAGAAGGUAAUUGUGGGAAAAAAGUGAAGAACAGCAGCCUCCUGUCUUUUGGCUGCGAUGAAGAGGAAGACGAGGACUGAGCCUUUGUGUCACAUCUCGUCUCGGUUCUUCUUUUCAUAGUCAUAUUCAUCUUUUCUGUACUCCGCAAGAAUUAUCGCAACAUUUGAAACAUAAACUACAAUGUUGGUGAUUUCUCACAUCAACACACAACAGGUGAUAAAACAGAGUAUACUCUUGUUCUGUUGUGUUUACAUCAAAUAUUGUAACAUAGGAAAUCAUUAUUUCACCUUUUAAGGGAAUGAAAUAUGCGAUUCCCCUCCAUGUAGUGUCAGUAGAAUAGUGAUGUACAUCAUAAUUAAAUGUCUUCUAUCAACACAUCCUUGACUUGCGAAAAUAGGUUGUAGUUACACUAUUUCGCUACUCCCAAUGUUAUUAUAUAUAUAUAUAUAUAUAUAUAUAUAUAUAUAUAUAUAUAUAUAUAUGGUGACACUUUAGUAUGAGGAACAUAUUCACCAUUAUUUAGUUGCUUGUUAACAUGCAAAUUAAUGACAUAUUACUUUAUUAUUAUUAUACAUAGUACUUUAUUGAUUCCUUCAGGAGAGUUCCUUGCUGGAAUUUUAAUUUUCCUGAAGGAACUCUCCUGAAGGAAUCAAUAAAGUACUAUCUAUCUAUCGGCUCUUAUUUAGUCAUUAUUAAGUACUUAUUAAUGCCUUAUUCUGCAUGACCUUUCCAUACAACCAGUAAGCCAUUAACCAAGUCUUCCCUCAAUAACCUCAGAAUUAUUGCUUAUUAGUAACCUUAACCCUUAUGUUCCCCUAGUGUCCAAAAAACUCUAAAUUAAGUCUUUGUUACUUAGAAUAUGUUCCCCAUACUAAAGUGUUACAAUAUAUAUAUAUAUAUAUAUAUAUAUAUAUAUAUAUAUAUCCAAGUAAACCCUGCAUUUACUGUAUGUAUUUCUGCAUAUAUACUCUGACAUUGUACCUUCAUUCAAUGUGUGAAUACUGUCUUGAAAUGUUGUAUUGUUGUUGUUUAUGAAAGCGUGUUUUUAUGCAUCAUUUCAAAACACUCAAACUUCUCAACAAUCCCUGACUUCCAUCCUGUUUGUGUUCCAACAUGAAUAUGUUGAUAUAAUGUUCCUGCAGUUUUACAGGUACUGAACUUGUUUUUUUUUUUUUCAAAAUUCAGAUUUUUGUUUUUACAUUAUUUGUUAUUUUUCUUUUUAAUUCAACUUGCUGAAAUGCAUACUUUUAAUACAAUACUGUGAUGCUUGGGUAAUUUUCAAUGGCCAUACAUAUACUACUGAAAAUGAUGACAAAAUAAAGAAGGGGAAUACAAUAACAAA